ACCUUUUUACUUGCCAGACGAUUCUACAAGUUUUGUAUGAACGUCUACUCGUUUGACGGUCUUGUCGUUGCUGCUCUAUUAUUCAUCUGCACCUGUGCUUAUUUGAAACGAGUUCCACGUGUUAGUAGCUGGCUGUUGUCUGAGAAGAAGGGAUUCUUCGGAGUUUUUUAUAAGGCUGCUGUAAUUGGUGUCCGACUUCAUUCUCUCGUUGCUCUUUCGUGUCUCUCUGCCGCCGUCUACGUUCUUUUCGUUCGCUAAAAACAAUGGUUCAAGGAAAGCUCAAGCAAAAGACAGCCUUGCCAAAAGGUGUCAAACAAAAGGUUAAGAAGGCCAAGAAUCCAGGACAACCAAAGAAGGGAAAAUUCUUGCACAUUGCUCCUAAGAAGGCUCAUAUCAUUGAAGCAGAAAAAGUUGCUGCCCAUGUCACCAAAGUCAUCAACGACAAAAACGAGGAGAUGGUGAAAGGCAGAGCUGAUACUGCAGUUGGAAAAAAUAAGAAGUGAUUAAGUACUCUGGUUAUAUUAAUUUACUGAAUUUGUCUGUCCUUUGUUGAAAAUAAACUU
Messenger RNA from Caenorhabditis elegans, 563 nucleotides. RefSeq names its product Leydig cell tumor 10 kDa protein homolog (gene K07F5.15). The record is from RefSeq and is marked reviewed. The transcript is spliced from 4 exons. NCBI's taxonomy places the organism in Eukaryota, Metazoa, Nematoda, Chromadorea, Rhabditida, Rhabditidae. The coding region runs from base 264 to 503 and encodes 79 amino acids.